AAAUGGCGGGUGCUUCGAAAGAGAAACAACUCGCACGUCAAAUUUACAGUUUAUUACAGGCUGUGUCUUGCCCCCUGAUGGACGGCCUGUUCCUGCAGGAGGAGGACAGUAUGCUGCAGCUGCUCUGCUCUCCCUCUCAGUAUCGCACAGACAUACUCACCUGGAUCUGCAGCAGUAUAAAUCCAAUCUUCCUGAAUUCAAAAGCCAAAGACCCUGAAAUCGUGACUAAAGAAAUGGCUUUGCUUGGGCAAGAGCUCAUGUUAUGCAAAGCUACAGACUUGGAUCUGAUCAGGGGUUCCCAGAGUCCUGUGCGUCAGCUGCUCUUCCUGAAGCAGCUCCUGAGCCUGAUCCCUGUCUCCACAGACUCUGAGCUCAGAUCUGAUCCUGACCUCCUCCUCAAUGAGCUGUUUUCUGCGGAGAACCUGCCUCAGCUUAAUCACAUGCUCAGACCGGCUCUGGACCCCUGGCCCGCCCACAUCAGAUACAGAAUGGCUUUGCAAAAAGGAUCUAAACUUCAGAAAUCAUUUAAAGAAGAAACUCCAGACCUCGCGGCUCUUCUGCUGUCAACACAAACAGCCUUAGAGCAGCUAAAGGCAGAGUGCGAUUUCCUGAAAGAGUCUCAGAGCACCAGUGUCUUCUCUUUGAGCGCGCUGAGGGUCGCAGCAGGAGACCUUCACCAGAUGAUGGCAGCGUUCAGACACGUUUAUGAAACUGACUUGAAAUCCUACUGCAACAAAACACCACCUACCUUCAGCCCCGAGAUCAGCGUUUUCAAGAGGGUGCACGAGCUCAUGACGACCUGCAAUACGGAUUUGGAAAUAUUAAAUGAACUUUCAGAGGCGUCUGGGGCCGUGACUGAGGACGUGCGCCACCUACAGACCAAACCCUACUGGAGCAGAGGGGAAAAGCACACUCUGCCCGACCAGUUGGAGGAGCUGACCAGACGCUAUCGUGAAUUUCUGUCUCUCCUUAAUCCUUAGCAAAAACUGUUCUUUAAGUUUUAUUUGUACAACUUUAAAAUCAAAACCUUUACAAUGAAUGGAAUUUAAGUAAAUUGUAGUGUCCCUUUGGCAAUACACUUCACCCACCUUGUCUGCGUGUUUGGAGAGGUUCUUGGCACAUUGGCAGCCACAUUUUGCCACAGCUGCCCUAACCUGACUGACCACAGAGGAGGGUUAGAGACUAAAGCACUUUGAGAAGCCAUUUAUUGUGACUAAUCAUUAUUUUCUGAUCGUGUUAUGUUCUUCCUCAUCAUAAACAGACCUGGAGUUAUAAGAUGCAAAAAACCCAAGGCACUCACUGGUUCAAAUAAAAUGCCUUUAUUAAUUUACGGCAUGUCUUAAUGGACUUACAAAGUUGUGGUCCAGUGUUGUCUGAUUGUUGAUCGUUAGUCCCCAGAGGAAAGCCAUAGUCUGAAACACGUCUGGACUUUGUAAGUUGUCCAUUAAGACAUGCUGUAAAUUAAUAAAGGCAUUUUAUUUGAACCAGUGAGGGCCCUGGGUUUUUGCAUCUUUUACUCACUUCUCUUCCCAAAGAGCACCACUGACUUUUAUCUACUGUGUAUUAUCCUGCGCUUCUUUUUUAGACCUGGAGUUGUGUUUUGUUUAGUUCACAAAUGUUUAACACACAAACUCUGCACAUUUAGUUCUUCUCAGGCUAAAAACACUCUGUUCUACUUUGUGAUGUCAUGUGGUCAUGUGUUUGAGCCCUGGAAUUAAAAGGAAGCUGCAAACUUGAAAUCAACCACUGCAUGACAUCAUAAGGUGGAACAGAGCAUUUUGAGCUUUGGAGGUGUAGAUUAAUAAUGCAGGAUUAUUCAAACAUGUGUGAAUGAAACAAAACACAACUCCAGGUCUGUUUUUGAGAAGGGAACAUAACGUAGCUUGAAGCUAUAAGAGCGCAUUUUGUGUCAAAUAAAACCUUUAACUGUU
Molecule: messenger RNA, 1931 nt
Organism: Boleophthalmus pectinirostris (great blue-spotted mudskipper)
Lineage: Eukaryota; Metazoa; Chordata; Actinopteri; Gobiiformes; Gobiidae
Gene: haus7
Product: HAUS augmin-like complex, subunit 7
Biological process (GO): centrosome cycle; spindle assembly
Cellular component (GO): HAUS complex
Molecular function (GO): microtubule minus-end binding
Source: RefSeq, a predicted model, not a curated record